GUCCCUGGGUUACAGAGAAACAUGCUAGGAAUACAGAUUAUAGCUUUCAUAUUUUGUUUCUGUGGGCUGGGAGCUGCUAUUGCUGCUACUGCAUCGAAUGAGUGGAAAGUCACUAGUCGAGCAUCAUCUGUUAUCACUGCAACCUGGGUUUUCCAGGGUCUUUGGAUGAACUGUGCCGGCAACGCACUGGGUGCUUUUCACUGCAGACCUCACCUUACUAUCUUCAAAGUAGAAGGUUACAUCCAAGCCUGCAGAGGACUGAUGAUCUCCGCUGUCUGCCUGGGCUUCUUCGGUGCCAUUUUUGGACUGGUUGGCAUGAAGUGUACAAAAGUCGGAGGCUCCGAUCAGACUAAAGCAAAAAUAGCUUGUUUAGCUGGACUGAUCUUCAUACUCUCUGGGUUGUGCUCUAUGACUAGUUGUUCCCUGUAUGCAAACAGGAUUACGUCUGAGUUCUUUGAUCCUUCUUUUGUUGCACAAAAGUAUGAAUUAGGAGCAGCUUUGUUCAUUGGAUGGGCUGGAGCUUCACUCUGCAUAAUUGGUGGCAGUAUAUUCUGCUUCUCAAUAGCUGAAAAUAGUAAUUCUCCAAGGAGGGGGUAUGCAUAUAAUGGAGCCACAUCUGUGAUGUCUUCUCGUACAAAGGUCCACAACAGCGUCCCAGACAAAACCCCACCAAAGCACUUUGACAAGAAUGCUUAUGUUUAAUUGUACUGUUGGAAGAUUCAAAGCGUUUUAAAAAUGAGUUUGUAUGUUUCAUUCAGAGUGAUUUCCCCCCCAACCCCAAUGUACUUACCGCUAAGACAAUGGCUUUUUAAAACAUUAAACUGCAGCUUUUUACAUAUUGAUGUAAAUUUUAUUAUAUAAUAUUUUAAGAUUGAUGUUGGUAUUGUAAAGUUUAUACCUGGAAAUCAUGAACUGAUGUUGCUUUCUUGAAAAAAAUAAAUGAGGUAUUUAACAA
Messenger RNA from Aquila chrysaetos chrysaetos, 955 nucleotides. RefSeq names its product claudin 10 (gene CLDN10). The transcript is spliced from 5 exons. Gene Ontology annotation, molecular function: structural molecule activity. Bases 22 to 702 code for a protein of 226 amino acids. Gene Ontology annotation, cellular component: bicellular tight junction; plasma membrane. Lineage: Eukaryota; Metazoa; Chordata; Aves; Accipitriformes; Accipitridae. Gene Ontology annotation, biological process: bicellular tight junction assembly; cell adhesion. The record is from RefSeq and is a predicted model, not a curated record.